AAUUGUAAAAUACCAAUCUGUUGAGCAGUUAUGACAUUUACAAAUUGAGUGGUUAACACUUUGUUUAACUUCGUUUAUCUUUCUAGUAAAUUCAACUUCGGUUAAACAAGUAGAUAUCAUCCUCAGAGGAGAAAAAAGUGACCAAGUGUCUCUGAUUACUUGGAAGGCGGAACCCAACAAGAAAUAGCUGAUAGUGGACGAUUUUGCAGGGAAGGGUUUAUGUUUCGGACCGAACAUGGCUACGUUCGGCGGCCGUGCUGUUCGCGCUGAUACUUCUGAUAGACAAACGAAGUCUAAUUUUAUAUCUCCACAAAAAAUUAGAGAACUUCUUAACGAAGGCGUGGUCACCGAGCAGAGCGGGUCAAACAGUGUGCAGGGGGAUUCAAAUUUAGCUUCAUCAAAUGGCGUUGGUAAAUCACCGUGCGAAGCAACGAAUAAAGAUGCGUUUUUCUCAAGAGUAGGAUCAUACACCUGUCUGAAAUGGGCUGGUAAACCCCGUACCCUCUCCCCUCUCCGAUGCGCCAAGUAUGGCUGGAUCAAUGUGGACUGUGACAUGCUCAAGUGCUCCACCUGCCAGGCCUUCCUCUGUGCAUCCAUGCAGUCAGCUUUGGACUACCAAAAAUAUGAAGAGCGCAUAUCUGAGAUUACCCGACAGUUGCAGACUCAGCAUGAGAAGUAUUGUUCCUGGCCUGACUUUCCAUGCCCAAACAGGUUCUGGAUGAUUCCGGUGAGCGAGCCAGCGGAGCUGCUCAAUACCUUCCUGGAGCGUUUUCAGAGUGCUCUGGUCCUGGAGCAACAGCUCCCUGCUAUGAAGCCACAGCAACUACAGGCCAUGUCUCUGACGGAAGAUGCCAUCAGUGCGCUGCUGCAGCUGAUUGAGGACGAGCAGAAGAAGAAGCGGGGCGGGUCCCCAGCCAUCAACUCACCUCUGCUGAUGACCUCGGAGCCGUUGUCCGUGCAGGUGGCUGCCUGCAUCGUGGCCCUCUGUGGAUGGGCAGCGAGUCCAGCACAGCUGGCCCUGAACCUCCCCAUCCUCACCUGCUCCUACUGCAUGCGCAAGGUCGGCCUGUGGAACUUCCACCAGAUGGAGAACGCAGCCGGGAGCGAGGGGGACGCUUCCAGCGUGGCCGCCUCCCCACCCACGACCCCCAGGCCUGGGCAGGAGGGGGCCGGCGACGGCUUCGCUCACACCCCUUCCCCCUCCCCCACUCUCUCCCGAAUGAAACUCCGCAGCCAGGACUCCUCACGCUCUGAAUCGGUGGAGGGCAACGCGGCCCCUCUGGCCGUGCGCACCCGCAGCAGGGACUCCCCGAGCCCCAGCGAGGAGCUGCCCAGCCCCCUGGGCCGGGCCAAGAGGCCCAUGACCCGCAGCCGAGGAGGCCAGUGCGGGGUGCCCUCCAGCCCCCAGCAGAAGAACAAGCGCCCGCGCCUCUCCUCCGCCAGCAGUCCGGAGGGCCCCAUGAACAGGAACGCGUUUGAUCCCAUCGCUCAGCACAGGGACUGGUGCCCAUGGGUGAGCACCAGCGAGCAGGAAGCCACGCCCCCCAGGAAGGACUCCCUGCCCGAGGGCGCCGAGGCGGAGCGGCCGCAGCCCGGCUGGAAGGCGGCCCUCACCCUCUUCCUCUCCAUGAAGCACAGCCUGGCCCCGGUGGGAGCCAGCCCCUCACAGGGUGCCAGAGACAAGUCAAAACGGGUGUUUACAAUAUUACGGCAGUGGCAGUCCUAUUCUACAUAAGAGCCCUGGGCGGAUGUGGAUGGAUCAUAGAUUUGGAUUGAUUUUAUAUGGUGUGCCGUUCCCUGAAGACUGACAUUGUUUCUACAUCCGUGUGGCCCCCUGGUGUACUAAGUCUUGUUUACAGUGAUGGAAGGCGGAGGGAUACCGUGUUUUAGAGGAGCGUUGGAAAUUUGGGUGGGGACAUUUCCACGAUUGAAUAUUCAUGGAUGUCUUCUCGAGGUUCCACUGAUUGUUGUCAUUGUUGGAGGGCUAGGAAUCCUGACAUGAGCAAGACAACGUGGGGGAUAUCUGCUGCCAUCCAGUGUGUGUGUAUGUGUGUGUGUGUGUGUGUGUGUGUGUGUGUGUGUGUGUGUGUGUGUGUGUGAGAGAGAGAGAGAGAGCGCGUGCGUGCGUGCAAGAGUGCAUGCGCGAGUGUGAUGACGAUACACUCAAAACCACAGCAUAUCUAUCAUAUGGACAAUACAUACGAGCCAGAGCCCUCAGACUUCACCUUGGUUUCCCCUCUGUUUUACUGUGUCUACACACACACACACACACACACACGAGGGAUUGUGACUUCAUUAGCUAUAACUACAAUAAUAAGAUGGUGAAAAGUCAAUAGGCUACACUGGAAGUAAUGAACAAACAAAGGUCCUGUUUCUGGAAGUGCCGAAAGUAUUUCAAGCCUGAGAGGGGACGCUAACAAUGACUUGUGUUCAACCCUAAGCUGUGAGGAAGCUUUCUUUUCCUUUUUCUUUUUCUUUUUUUUUAUAAUGUGUGUUUUUUUUUUCUUGACGUGUGAAAAUGAACUGGAGUAGGCAUGGAUUUGGCUCUUGACUCAUGGAUUAGACAUUUCAGUGGUUGGGUUGGGUUAGGCAAAACUGUCUUCUUGGAAACGUAUGUAAAAUGUCUGCCCUCUCUGUGUCUAGAACGCUAAUGGUCGGGAUGUUUUUUUUCUUAAAUAGACUUGUGUGGGGAUGACUUUAACGUGCCAUAGAAACUCAGAAUGUUGUGUGAGGGAGAAUACUUGCUUCUUUUGUUCUUUCUGUCAGCGCUCUUUUUCCAGCUGAUUCUGACCCUCUAUCUUGCAUGCACUUUUAGUCUUAAUGAACUUUCAAGGGCAUUUAAUAAAUGCGACCGUCUGCCUUUUUUCUAAA
Molecule: messenger RNA, 2871 nt
Organism: Sardina pilchardus (European sardine)
Lineage: Eukaryota; Metazoa; Chordata; Actinopteri; Clupeiformes; Clupeidae
Gene: zc3hc1
Product: zinc finger, C3HC-type containing 1
Exons: 10
Coding region: 236-1735 (499 amino acids)
Cellular component (GO): nucleus
Molecular function (GO): zinc ion binding
Source: RefSeq, a predicted model, not a curated record